AUGGCGGAAUGUGAAAAAGAGUACGAGGUUUUAAAGGAACUGAUCAUCAGAGAGCAAUUUCUAUCCUCAUGUGACCGUAACCUGAGUUUAUUCCUAAAAGAGCGAUCUCUAAGAACUUUACAAGAGCUACAGGAGAACGCGGAUCGUUUCCUCGAGGCCCACGGAAACCAAGGGACUCGAGCAAUGACACACCAGUCGCAGGUAUUCCGCCCACCUCAGCCCUCAACGCCCAGCAUCCCAGCAACGGAAAAAGGCGCAGUGCGGGGCCAGGUAACUUGCUUCAUAUGUAAUAAACGGGGACACAGGGCAUGGGAAUGUUAUUUCAGGCCACCGAAUGUUCGAGGAAAAACGAGCAGACCACAGCCGCGGAAGGAAGAUGCAGCCGCGCAAGUAAGCAGUGUUGUAGUUGCACCAGAAACUAGUGUGAAAUGGAAUCGAGGAGAAGCAAAGGAGAGUGAAAGGAAAGCUGUAGAUGGAGAGGAAUUGUGUGGAGGAACUCUAGCCAAAGGUAAGGAGAAGUUGAAGACUGCUAGAGGAGAAGUAGAAGGAAGAAAAGCCGUAGUACUGAGGGACACAGGAUGUUCAACAGUGUUGGUAAGGAGAAGUCUGGUUCCGUCGUCUAAAUUGACUGGUAAGGAAGUGGGCAUAAUGAUGGCAAAUUCUAAAAUUUAUUACUACCCUGAAGCAGUAAUUGAUGUCAAAACCCCCUAUUAUACUGGGAGGGUGAAUGCCGUAUGUAUACCACAGCCCCUGUAUGACUUGAUAAUCGGGGAAAUACCAGGAGCAAGUACAGGUGAGGACGACGCACGAACGGAAAAGUGUGGAGUGAUGACGAGAAUGCAGACCAGAUUCGAGAGUGAAUGUAAAAGGAAGACACCAGUGUUGAAGAUAGCAGAGGUUACGAAAAUGUUGAACACGAAUAUACAGAAAACUCAAGAAGAGGAUAAAAGUUUGGAUGGAAUUCGGAUAUACGUACAAAAAGGUAAAGUUUUUAAAAGGAUGAAAAAUAAUGAAAUAUCUAAAUUCGUUUUGAAAAGAGGACUGCUGUACAGACAUGUGAAGACGGGAAAGCGACAACGGGAUCAACUCAUUGUUCCUCAAGCGUGUCGCCAAGCUAUCCUGGAGCUGGCCCAUUCAGGCAUUAUGGGAGGCCACUUGGGCACAAGCAAAACUAAAGAUAGAAUACUUGCACAUUUCUUUUGGCCAGGUGUUACCGUCGCUGUAACUCGCUACUGCAGAUCAUGCGACGUGUGUCAACGGACGGUGGAUAAGGGGAAGGUGAGCAAGGUCAGACUGGGUGACAUGCCGCUCAUUGGUGAACCAUUUUCUCGCAUGGCCGUAGACCUGGUGGGGCCGCUUGAGCCACGAUCUUCAAAUGGCUCUCGGUACAUCCUGACGGCAGUGGAUUAUGCUACGCGGUACCCCGAGGCUGUCGCUCUUCCAAGCAUUGACACACCUACAGUAGCAGAGGCCUUGGUUACAAUCUUCAGCAGGGUAGGUGUGCCUAGAGAGAUUUUAUCUGACAAGGGGACACAGUUUACCUCUGACAUAAUGAAAGAAGUAUAUCGCUUACUUUCCAUUCAGUCUUUGACCACUACACCAUACCAUGCUAUGUGCAAUGGUCUUGUUGAAAAAUUUAACGGGACACUAAAGAAAAUGCUUAAAAGGAUGUGUGUUGAGCAGCCCAAGGAAUGGCACCGCUACUUGGCGCCCCUUCUAUUUGCUUACCGCCAAGUACCCCAGGCCAGCACGGGAUUCUCGCCCUUCGAGCUGAUUUACGGACACACCGUAAGAGGACCGCUAACAUUGCUGCGUGAGUUAUGGGACGGCAGUCCGGUUGAUGAUGAGGUAAAGUCUGCAUAUGAGUAUGUAAUUAACCUACGAGAAAGGUUGGAAAAUACAUGUAGAAUGGCUUUAACAGAAUUAAAACAGGCGCAGGAGGUAGCCCAGCACUACUACGACCAGAAAACCAAAGACCGAAAUAUUGUGGUUGGCGAUGACGUCUUGCUACUGUUGCCUACCAGUACCAACAAGCUGUUGUUCCAGUGGAAGGGACCGUUCAGAGUCUUAGGCAGCCCAAGCAAAUGGAACAAGGUGGUGGAUCAGGAGACGUGGAAAGACGUACAUUGCAAUAUUCAUUUACCAGACGAUCAGCAAGAAGAUCUAAAGGAAAUUUUACGCAACUUAGAGGAUGUGGUGAGAGAAGAGCUCUCUCAUAUGAUGCAACUUGGCAUUAUUGAAGCAUCGGACUCCUCGUUCUCGACUCCUAUUUUAGUUGUGCCUAAAAAGGAUGGAAAACAUCGGCUUUGUUUAGAUUUCAGGAGACUAAACAAAAUUGUUAAAUUUGAUGCAGAACCCAUGUGCGAUCCAGAAUCCAUAUUUUGCAGGCUAAGUCACAGCAGAUAUUUUUUCGAAGAUCGACCUGACAAAAGGUUACUGGCAAAUACCUCUGGAAAAGGAUUCCCGGAAGUUUACCGCUUUUUCUACUCCUGCAGGUUUGUUUCAAUUUACAGUCUUGCCAUUCGGCCUGGUUAA
Molecule: messenger RNA, 2535 nt
Organism: Penaeus indicus
Lineage: Eukaryota; Metazoa; Arthropoda; Malacostraca; Decapoda; Penaeidae
Exons: 2
Coding region: 1-2535 (844 amino acids)
Biological process (GO): DNA integration
Molecular function (GO): zinc ion binding; nucleic acid binding
Source: RefSeq, a predicted model, not a curated record